This is a messenger RNA of Cavenderia fasciculata, 1065 nucleotides long. RefSeq lists its product as uncharacterized. The record is from RefSeq and is a predicted model, not a curated record. Lineage: Eukaryota; Evosea; Eumycetozoa; Acytosteliales; Cavenderiaceae. The transcript is spliced from 5 exons. The coding region runs from base 1 to 1065 and encodes 354 amino acids.
AUGAAUUUUAAUUUAAUUGAAGAUUAUUAUUGUAAAUCAAAGGAAAUGAAUAAUGAUUGGAAAGAAACAUUUAAAUUAUUAUUGUGGAAAGAAGAUAAUUGGAGAAAUUAUAAUCAAUUGUAUCCAUUCCCAUCAAAACUACUUAUCAAUUUAUUAUUUUAUAUUUCAAGAUUAUAUAAAAUUGAUACUAUUAAUGUUCAUUAUGCCAUUUGUUUAAUUCAAAGAUAUUUAGGAUUAAGAGAGAUAAAUAAACCAAGUCAAAAACAAAACAACAUUGGUGGAACAAAAAAGAAUGAAAACUUUGAUGUUCAAAUGUCAAUAUGUGCACUUAAUCUCUCAUGCAAGAUGAAUGAUUCUCAAUGGGAACACAAUGAAUCAAUUAAAAAAAUACUUGCAAAUUAUUUUUCACCAAAAUCUUAUUUGGAAAUGGAAUUGGAAUUUUUAGAUGUUAUUAGAUUAUAUUUAAAAAUACCAUUGGUUGAUGAAUUUGUUUGGUUGAUUAUGGAUCAUUUCUUUCCAAAGAAUGAUAGUCUUCGAAAGAUUGCUCAACACAUUAUAGAUUCCAUUUAUACCCUACCUAUUCUAUUGGAGAAAUCUUUCACCUUGUUGGCAUUAUCUACCAUUUGUAUUGCCUAUUCAAUUUUCAUCAAAUCCAAUACUUCUCAACUUAUAAGAUGGGCAUCAUUAGUAUCAAACUAUGAAUAUGAAGAGUUAUCAAAGGUUGUUGAAGAAUUAUCAAAUGUAUAUUUUGCCGAAAGACAAUUCUAUAAAGGUGCCGACUAUCAUCAAAUCUGUCAUGGUCUUUUAUUAAAGGAAGAACAAGCAGCAGCCCCAAAGGUAUUUGCUAUUCAUGAACAAAUCUUUGCCAACCAAAACGAAAAUAAAAAGCAUGUGCAUCCACUUGCUCCAACUCAAAAAUACUUGGAUUCACUCAAUGAAGGUUCUGCUGCUGCUCCAAUUAAAACUCAAACUCAACCACAAUUCAGAACUUGUGGAUCAUGUAGAACCGAAGCAAAGAAUCUUGCUGCCAACUUUUGUGCUUCAUGUGGAACCAAGUUAAAAUAA